Rhododendron vialii is the source of this 714-nucleotide messenger RNA. RefSeq lists its product as uncharacterized. The transcript has a single exon. Lineage: Eukaryota; Viridiplantae; Streptophyta; Magnoliopsida; Ericales; Ericaceae. Bases 1 to 714 code for a protein of 237 amino acids. The record is from RefSeq and is a predicted model, not a curated record.
AUGAGGAAGAGGCCCGGCGAAACGCUUCGGAAGUAUGCCGAGCGUUACUGGCAAUUGUUUAACGAGAUACCCGGUGUUGAUCAAUACUGGGCAGCAAGGAACUUCAAAAAUGGAUUGGAAACAGGAAGCAAGAUUUUAGAUGAGCUGGCAAUACGGGCACCUCAUGGAAUGAACGAGCUAAUGAGGACGGUUGAACAGUUCUGUUCCUACGAAGAGUUCCUCGCCGAACGAGAACUCCAAGGAGGACAAAACUCAACUGCACCUCAAAGCCUUCAUAUCCCCACGCCCCAAAUCGCACCACCAAAGCCUGUGGUCGCGGUCCAGCCAAAGAAGCAGGUCAACACAGUCAAGAUGGCGGACAAAAAGGGUCCGAAAGCUCAUGACUAUAUAGCUGAAACCACCGUUUUUAAAGAGCCAAUUUAUUUCCUCCUCUGUACGUUAGAGAGGGAACCGUUCUUUGUAUGGCCGAACCCUCCCAAGUUGAACACAGAAGAAGGCAACAAUAAUGGUCGAAAGAGAUGCUCGUACCACAACGAACUUGGGCAUUACACUACGGCUUGCACUCCAUAUAAAGCACUUUUGGAAAAUUUAGCGGCACAAGGACUAAAUUUAGCGGCACAGGGACUUCUCGAUGAUCAUAUUGACUGGACAAAAACGCCGAGGAGACAACCGAACGCCAGUGGACAAAUCCCAUUCCCCGUCCGAUCGGGGUAA